Molecule: messenger RNA, 606 nt
Organism: Rosa chinensis
Lineage: Eukaryota; Viridiplantae; Streptophyta; Magnoliopsida; Rosales; Rosaceae
Exons: 1
Coding region: 1-606 (201 amino acids)
Source: RefSeq, a predicted model, not a curated record
AUGGCUAGUUCAAGCAACUCAUCAGAAAUCAGAGUUCCAAUAUUCAAUGGAGAGAACUUUGACCUCUGGAUGAUCAAGAUGAGAACAAUGUUCAUCUCACAUGAACUAUGGAGUUAUGUGGAUGAAGGCUAUACAGUUCCAGAAAUUGAAAACAUGUCUAUUGCUCAGAAAUUGGAGCUAAAGAAAAAAAUAAAGAAAGAUGCAAAAGCUCUAGGCAUACUGCAAAACUCAGUCUCAGAAGAGAUCUUUCCAAGAAUCUCAAAUGAAGAAACAACCAAAGCAGCUUGGGAUGUUCUGCUACUUGAGUUCAAAGGCUCAGAAAAAGUUAGAGUUGUUAAACUUCAAUAUUUGAGAAGAGAUUUUGAGUAUACUAGAAUGAAUGAAACUGAGCUGCUAAAUGAUUACAGUACUAGACUGACUGAUAUUGUAAAUCAAAUGAAAACCUAUGGUGAAUCCAUUACAGAGAAAAGAGUAGUACAAAAGAUCUUUAUGAGUCUAAAUAGAAAAUAUGAUGCUAUAAUCUAUAUUAUAGAGGAGACUAGGGAUAUGGAAACUCUUGGUGUACAAGAUGUGAUGGGAACACUUAGGCUUUUGAUGAGAGGUUAA